AUGAGUACCAACGGCGCACAAGAAACUCUCACCGCAUCUACGGGAUCUGGAAAUGCAACGGGUGAUGGGGAUUUUAUGGAACGUGCUUAUGAAUAUGGUGUAAUAGUUCAGUCAUCCAUAAAGUCAUUUCUGAGAUGGUCGCUUGUGUGUGAAGAAGCUGCACGAAAAGAGCAAACACAGCUGGAGAAAAUCAUCGGCGAUCUAGGACAUGAUCCUACUGCACCGAGUGAUCUCUAUACUGUUACGGAUACGGUUAUGUUCGAUUCAGCCACGAUUAUGGCAACAUUGAUAAUAACAUUUUGUGUAUUCUAUUUUAUUGACUUCUUUCUGCAAAUCUUUGGUGGAUUUUCCGUGUUAGGAGCCGCUGAUGUAUCUCCUUCUUUAGCUAGUAUUCAACCAAUCAUACCUCUAAGAACAAGGAAACGUAAGAAGAGUAGCGGAUCGUCAAUGUCAAGAGAAAGUAUUGUUCCAAAUCUUCCUUCUGCCACAGCAUCACGAGUAGAUAGUACACAAAGUUCUACGAGUUCUACCGGGAUACCGAUGAAGGAUAUUCUCACGAAGAGCUUCAGAACAAGUUUAUCGAAGGAGACAAUCACACCUCCGCCUAUCCCUCCACCUAAAGAACCUAAACAGCAAAGCAUGGUGUCCGAAAGUGAAGUCAGCGCUGAAAUAUAUCCCACUAAAAAGGAAAGCACCAAAGAAAAGGGGGCAAAGAACUCAUCUGCACCGGGCUCAUCGGAGAAUGUUUCCUCAAAAUCCAACGUUACAUCAAAGGCGUUGUCUAGUCGCAAAGUUGCUGGGCGGUCACCGAUUACGGUCGCCAACGUAAAUGGGAUCGAACUUCUUGACCUGAGAUCAAAAAGAGCGGACACGUGUAGCGAGCAAACAUUUCACCUUGACCGCGACUUUUCCACCUAUCCCCCUAUCAUAACGGGAAGAGGGCUCGUGAUAAACGAAGAUAAACAAACGCAGACUACCGAUGAGGAUUUUCUCGCUGAUUACAACCAAAGCAACAAUGACACGAGAUCAAGCGUUGAAGGGUACUAUCAUUACUCUCCUGGGAAGGGUUACAAAAGAAGAACUCGUGAUUAUAUAUACGAUGAAGACCAUAAGCUGGAAUACGCUGAUGAUUUGUCUGGAGAUGAAUUCGAUUCGUAUGAGCACGAGAAAGCUCUGGCCUAUCUGGAAUAUGAAGCUCAACUGGAUGGCCUCCGCACUGAGUUUUCCAUAGAUGAUGUUGCAGAUCCAGAUAGACUACUGGACGAGUGGGAAAAUGUAGAGUACUCUCCUACACUGCUUCCACCUCGCAAUCCAUUAUUAAUGUUUUCGCGUGAUGACGAUUUAGAAUCUUUGUAUUCUAAAGCUGAAGAGAUAUAUAAGCGAAUCAAUGUCCAAGGACAGGAAAAUAGUCAACUCGAGAUUCUGAAAACAAUGGGAUCGAGAAUAAAGGCGCAUGGUGUUGAAGAAGAGCAAGUUAUUUCAGAAUUAUCCACCGCUGUGCAACAGGUGAGCCAGCCUAUGUCCCCAGGCCAUAACGCUGUAGCAUCGCCGAAGUCAAAGUCUGGACCAAUUUCAUCGCCAAAAUAUCACGAAGAAGGAGACGGUGGCACCCGUCUGGACAAAAUCGCUGGCAAUAACGUAGGAGACGAAAGUCUUGAAAGCGAAACAUUUAUUCCCCAUGAACUUGGCCUCACCAAAGAGGGGUUGAUGGACUGCGACUGGGAAGAACCGCGCUCGCUUCAGUUGUCAAACUCCAUGGAUUAUGGACGUCACGAAUCAUUUCUGGCGCAGGGUGACGAUGUAGCAUUGUUCGAGCGUGACGAUAAAACAGCCAAAUCGAUUAGUUUGUACAGUGUAAGACAAUCAGUGGAACUUCGCCGUUUUCAUCACGUGCUGUUCACUUAUCCCGAUUCAAGUGCAAGCAAGGUUCUACUCACUGGAUCUUUCUUUGGUUGGAAAAUGUCGUUACCUAUGCAUCGCGAAGGGAAGGUAUUUCGCCUAUCCAUAACUCUUCCUGCCGGUAGACACGAAUACAGAUUCCAAGUUUAUCGUCAUUGCGAAAAAGCGAAGAUUGCACUAACCAUCGCUUGUCUGUUUGCAUUGUUCGAUUUGGAUAGCAUACAUGAGGAGGACAAACUGCCGAGUAGUCUCUUGAGAAAAGCAGAAAAAUUGGAGAAGCCGCUAGAGAAAGAAAAUUGCGCUGGCAGUGUUGUUGAUUUGUUGGCAGUGGCAUCCGAAAUUAGCCCGAUCCUCACCGACGAGGAUAUUCGAUGUGGAUAA
Necator americanus (New World hookworm) is the source of this 2280-nucleotide messenger RNA. RefSeq lists its product as uncharacterized. NCBI's taxonomy places the organism in Eukaryota, Metazoa, Nematoda, Chromadorea, Rhabditida, Ancylostomatidae. The transcript has 21 exons. The record is from RefSeq and is a predicted model, not a curated record. Bases 1 to 2280 code for a protein of 759 amino acids.